This is a messenger RNA of Danio rerio (zebrafish), 4284 nucleotides long. The record is from RefSeq and is a predicted model, not a curated record. NCBI's taxonomy places the organism in Eukaryota, Metazoa, Chordata, Actinopteri, Cypriniformes, Danionidae.
UAGGAGAUUAUUCAACAACAAACGUUGUCCUCUGUUGCUCUGCUCUAAUUAGCCAAGGUUAGUUCCCCCCAAACAGACCAUUGAUCACCAGCCAAUAUGGAUACAGUGUUCUUGCCAUUCUAAACAGAACAUCAAGGUAUUUUCAGUUCACACACAGAAAAAAACAUAUUUUAAAGCUAUUGGGCUAUGAUAUUAGUGUUCACAGUGUCCUUCGUGAAUAAGUCAUAUUCUGUAUCUGAAUCUUAAAAUUUAACAAACUCCAGUCCAACCACAUAGCACAAAAUAUAACACUGAUCAUUCAAGUAUCUUUCAUGAAGUUCUCUUAUUAUUGUUAUUAACUGCUAUUAAAAGGGUUUUUCCCCAUUUUUAAACCAGCGGCUACUGGUCAGGAACAUUUCUAAAACAUCUUUCGUGAAAAUGACAUUCUGCGUGUGUAACAAAAAAGAUACACUUGUUGGUCCAAUUGGAUUGAGUACAUUACUCCCAUUGAACCUAAUAUUUUUUUGCUAUAGAACUUUUAAGAUUUGUUUUUACUGUUAAUAUUCCUUCCACAUCCCCUUCUGUAAGUAGUUUUAGUGUAAAUGUAAAAUAAUUAGGGAAUUUAAACUACAAAAGCUGUAAAGUAAAAAAAUGCCUACUGAUGUUGUGAAUUGUUCAAAAUCUCUUGCAAUAAAAUCUUUAUAAAAAUAAAUAAAAAACAUAUUUUGUGUGCAAAAAAAAAAACUUAUAAAAGUUUACAACUUAUGAAAGUUUAAAUUUUAAUUUUAUUGAGAUCUUUCCAACAGCACACAAUAAUACACUUGAUAUAUAUGGCUUUGAGUAAUCAAUGUACAUUUCUGAAAUUUACAGAAAUAUCCGACCCCUGAUGUGACCUGUAAAGGGCAUUUGAGGAUGAAAAGAGGGACUUCUGCUGACCAAUCACAUCUGUUAGACACAAAAAAGCCCGAGUAAAGAUGGGAGACUGGAACUUUCUUGGUGGGAUUUUGGAAGAAGUGCAUAUCCACUCUACCAUGGUGGGAAAAAUCUGGCUCACAAUCCUCUUCAUAUUUCGCAUGCUGGUGCUUGGUGUGGCAGCGGAGGAUGUGUGGAAUGAUGAACAGGCUGACUUUAUCUGCAACACCGAGCAGCCUGGUUGCCGCAAUGUGUGCUAUGAUAAAGCUUUCCCCAUUUCCCUAAUCCGUUACUGGGUUCUGCAGGUCAUAUUUGUGUCCUCUCCCUCACUGGUGUACAUGGGCCAUGCCCUCUACCGCCUCCGUGCUCUUGAGAAGGAGCGUCAGCGCAAAAAGAUGGCACUGAGACGAGAACUUGAGGGUGUGGAUGUGGAGAUGGCGGAGGUACGGCGCAAAAUAGAACGUGAGCUUCGGCAGAUCGACCAGGGGAAAUUAAACAAGGCUCCAUUGAGGGGGUCUCUUCUGCGCACAUACGUGGCUCACAUAGUCACCCGCUCAGCUGUAGAAGUAUUCUUCAUGACAGGACAAUAUGUUCUGUAUGGGUUUCAACUGAAUACACUGUACAAAUGUGAACGGGAGCCUUGUCCCAAUGCAGUGGAUUGCUUUGUAUCUCGACCCACUGAGAAAAGCGUCUUCAUGGUGUUCAUGCAAUGCAUAGCUGGCAUUUCAUUGUUCCUCAACAUUCUGGAGAUCCUGCACUUGGGGUACAAGAAACUUAAAAAGGUCAUUCUGAACUACUAUGCACAGCUGAGGGAUGAUCCCAAUGACAGCUACUAUCCCAACAAAGUGAAGAAAGAUUCUGUUGUGCAUCAGACAUGCAUUGGCACCUCCACUGGCCGCAAGGCCACCAUUGCUUCUGCACCCAGUGGAUACAACCUUCAUCUUGAUCGACCACCUGAUGGAGCUGCCUAUCCUCCUUUGAUUAACCCAUCCUCUGCUUUCUUGCCUGUUCAGGGUGAUUUACCAGCUAAAAACGGUGCUGAUGAACCAAAGUACUUGCAGAACAGUCCCACAGAGCACAACAGCAAUUCAAACAAUACCAGCAGUGACUCGCACUCACCACCUUGCAACUCUGUCACUCCACCCAAGCAAGACGAAGGGGAAGAUUCUGUCCAAACUUUACCACUGCACAAGAAAGGGCAGGAGUCUAAGUUAUCAGAGUCAUCGAGCCACACCAGAGAAUCAUCUCAUGCCUCAUCCAGCAUGGUAAAGAAACCUUGGAAGGGUAGUGCUCCCUGGAAUUGCUCAACAGUCGUAGAAGGUAAUGGCUCAGACUCAGAUUCCCUGGAAGGCUCCAAAGCUCGUUGUCCUUAUUCUGCUGUGCGGGCACGUACCUCAUCCAGGUCUGAUACCAAGCUGAGCAGGCCCACCUCCCCUGAUUCAGUCGAAGAAUCGAGCUCUGAGUCACGGCAUAGUCCACGAGCGUCACCAAGCCAUCGUGCCUCAUUGGCCAGCAGUUCCAGCAGCAGACGAGCAGCUCCCACAGACUUACAAAUUUAAGGAAAACGUAUUGCCUCCUUACAAAUUCAGUCACACAUCUGAAGAAAGACAAAGGGAAAGAUUCUGUCCAUCAUUUUUCUCUUCUCUAGAAAGGCCAGGAGUCCAAGACUUAAAACUCAUUGAGCUAUUCUUGGAAAUCUUCCCAUGCUUGAUCUAGCAUGGGAAAACAGCUGGAAAAAGCACACCCUGGACCUGCUCAAGAAUUGUAGAAGCUAAUAGCUCAGGAUCCGCUGGAGAUGCUUAAGAAUUGUAGAAGCUAAUGGCUCAGGCUCUGCUGGAGCUGCUCAAGAAUCGUAGAAGCUAAUGCCUAAGGAUCUGCUGGAGCUGCUCAAGCUUUGUAGAAGCGAAUGGCUCAGGCUCUGCUGGAGCUGCUCAAGAAUUGAAGAAGCGAAUGGCUCAGGCUCUGAUGGAGCUGCUCAAGAUUUGUAGAAGCAAACGGCUUAGACUCUAAAGGCACCAAAGCUCUCUGCCCUUAUUCUGUGAUGCAGACCUGUUCAUCCAGGUCUGAUUUAAAACUACACAAGUUCACCUCUCCUGAUUCAGAUUGGGCACGGCACAGUCCACCAGUGUCAGCAAGCCAUCAUUCUCCAGCAGUUCCAGUAGUAGACAAGCAGCACCCAUAGAUUUACAGAUGGAAGAAAAACUCAUUAUGUACAUGUCAUGUUUACAGUUGGAUAAUAACCAGAGUCUACAACUUUGAUAUGAGCACAAACGUAAUCUCAGACUCAAAAAAAAUAUCCAACUUUUAAAAGUACUCCUAAAAGUAUUGUUUACACUGUCUUUUUAUAAAUUAUUCUGAUGCAGCAGAGUACUUGCAGAACUGUUUCACAGAACACAACAGCAAUUCUAACAACACCAGCAGUGACUUGACCUUGUCAGCUUGCAACUCAGUAAAGCAAGAUGAGUGGGAAGAUUCUAUACAUCCAUUACCUCUGCGAAAGAUAGGCCAGAAGUCAGUGACUUCGAGCCACACCAGGAACUCUUCUUGUACAUCAUCCAGAAUAGAAAAGAUUAUUAGGUCAGCACACCCUGGAACUGUUGUAGAAGAUUAUGGCUCUUAUUGCCUAGAAGGUAUCAAAGCUUUGCCAUCCCUGUGCCACUGUGUGGGCAUAUAAUUUGUCCAGAUCCAGUUGCAAGGUGGGCAGGCCCAUCUCCCGUGAUUCAGUUGAAGAAUUGAGCUUGAAGCACCUCAGCAGUGCCAGUUGCAGACUAACAGCUCCCACGGACACAUGGUGGAAAAAAAGUAGAUUCGUUGUAAAAUCUACAUCUGAUGUUAAUGCAGAAGUAAUCUCAAACUAAAGUUUUGUAAAGUUUUUAAACUGUUGUGACACUCCUAAUUGGAUCGUUUACACUCUUCUUUAUACAUAUCAAUUCAGAAGUUCACUUUUAACAGUUAAACUGCGUCCCAAAUGGCACACUAUACACUAUGUACUUAUGCACUUACACACUCAGCAGCAUAGUAUAUGAAUGUAGUAUCAUCCCAAAUGGAACACUAAUGUUUUUUUACUGACUGCAAAUUCUAACCAUUUCCCAGGUGACAUUUGCCGGUUGCCAAACUAGCAAAAUAAUGACCAAACUGCCAAAUGAUACCUGCCAUGAGAAUAAUCGAUUCACAAUCAAAAAAAUAAAGUAAUCCGACAUUAGUGCCUGAAAGCUCCACCCCUUCUAAUACAUUAGCAAAGUAGCGGAUACUGCAAAAUGGUGUAGAAUAAUACACAAGUAUGUGAUUUUGGACGCACCUUAUAAUAAAAUACCAUUUGUAGUAUUUGAUUAUAUAAGGAUUGUUCUCAUUUGGACAUUGUUUUUUUUUUGAGUACUUCUUGCAUCAGAAGUC